Messenger RNA from Tachysurus vachellii, 2410 nucleotides. It is a transcript of the gene c1qtnf2, whose product is annotated as C1q and TNF related 2. The record is from RefSeq and is a predicted model, not a curated record. The transcript has 3 exons. Gene Ontology annotation, molecular function: protein binding. The coding region runs from base 181 to 1113 and encodes 310 amino acids. Lineage: Eukaryota; Metazoa; Chordata; Actinopteri; Siluriformes; Bagridae.
CCAGCUGACGUUCUUCUGAAAGUCCCCUCCUCCAUAUGCAGUGUGUUACAUCAUGUCCAAAGCAUCUGGAGCGAGUAUGUCAAAACAGGGCGGAUACUCGUGCGGAGGAGACGCAGGAUAUCGGCUACAGAGCUUUGUUUUUGAGCGUUAUUCACAUACGCACAAACUUGCAGAGGGCAGAUGGGGUCUGGUGUCGCACGUGAGCGAGACCUGCGUCACAGCUGCGUGGUGCAUCCGCUCUGGCUGGCAACCUGCCUGCUCUCUCUCUCCCUUGUCCUUACUGUGAAACCUGCUGUGAAGAAAGAACACAACUUCACCAUUCACUCGUCUCAGCUGGUAUGCAGUUUGCCCGGGCCUCCAGGAGCACCGGGCAGUCCGGGGCCUGCGGGGCCCAGCGGGGGGGCAGGACGAAUGGGUUCACCAGGCUCUGACGGACAGGACGGCAAGGACGGGGACAAGGGGGAUAAUGGCGAGAAAGGGGAACCAGGUCGCACAGGGAAUCCUGGCAAACCAGGACUGAAGGGUCGCCAAGGAGUUGUAGGGAGGGCAGGUCCGAGAGGUCUGAAGGGGGUACAGGGGGCACCUGGUGUGCGUGGCCCCAGCGGGCUGAAGGGUGAAAUGGGAGAUCUGGGUAAAGCUGGCCUCCCCGGCGGAUGUGACUGCGGGACUCAGGCGCGCUCAGCCUUCUCCGUCGCUGUUAGCAAGAGUUAUCCAAAAGAGCGCACACCCAUCCGCUUCGAUCGCAUCCUGAUGAACGAAGGUGGACAUUACAACACCAGCAGCGGAAAGUUCACCUGCGCUGUCCCGGGUGUGUACUACUUCAGCUACGACAUCACGCUGGCUAACAAGCACCUGGCGAUCGGGCUCGUCCACAACGGCCAGUACAAGAUCAAGACGUUCGACGCAAACACUGGGAACCAUGACAUAGCUUCAGGCUCCACUGUACUCCGGCUCAAGGAAAGAGACCAAGUGUGGCUUCAGAUCUUCUACGCCGAGCAGAAUGGCUUGUUCUUCGAUCCGUUCUGGACCGACAGCCUGUUCACAGGAUUCCUUAUCUAUGCAGACCAGAUUCCUCAGAGGAACAUCACGUCUGCUGGCUCUGGGUCUUCCUGAUGAACAGAAACGAAAAGAAAUACGUCUGCACCUGGUCAUUUUUAAGCUCUGACUUUUUUUAUACACGCUUUUUUCUUUAUAGCAUUAUUGUCAGAGAGCCACUAUUCACCCGCCGUUUUCAGGGAUGUGCGACGUAAAACGUUUAUUCUUUUACUAAGGAAUGAUUCUGUUAUUCUAAGAUGAAAGCCAUUGUGUCCUUUUGUAAUUACGAAUAUGUUUUCACACCAAAUUCUGUGUAGUUCUUCACUUCUUGUUCAUCCUUGUUUGGAUCCAAAGCUCUUCAGACGUUUAUAUUUCAUGAUGAUAAACCCAAACACCAUCAGAUUCCCUUACAUGUUAAAAACCUCCCAUAGGGUCAAGUGGGGGCAGAACCAAACUAAUUACACCAAUCAGCCACCACAUUAAAACCACUUAUGUGCUGGAAGCAGAGAAAUGCGAAAGUGUAAAGAUCUGUAAAGAACUUUGACAAGGGAAAAAUUGUGAUGGCUAGACGAUCGGAUCGGAUCCAGAUCGGCAAAACUCCGGGUAUUAGGUUUUCCCAGGAUAAAGCAGUUACUGCCAACCAGAGAUUGGGGACUCGAGUCAUAUGACUUGACUCGAGUCUGACUUAAGUCGCAAAUUUGAGACUUGAGACUUGCUUGACAAAAAAAGACUCGACUUGACUUUGACUUGACAUUCAUGACUUGAGACUUGACUCGGACUUGAGUUAAAUGAUUCAGAGAUGGGGGACUCGAUUUGACUCGAGUCAGACUUAAGUCGCAAAUUUGACACUUGAGACUUUCUUGACAAAUAUUAAAAAAGACUCGACUUGACUUUGACUUGACAUUCAUGACUUGAGACUUACUUGCGACUUGCACACGUGUGACUUACUCCCACCUCUGCUGCCAACCAAAAGAGGUCUAACCAGUAAAGAACAACCGGUAAACCAGUGACAGGUCUUGUGGAGUCCAGGCCUCGAUGAAUCAGAGCUGUACAAUAUUAGGGAGGUGGUUUUAAUCUUACAGCUGAUUGAUGUAUAUCAGCAACAGAUGUUUAUCUUUAUAAACUCCUCAUUUACAACUUGUUUUAAAUUCAUUUCUGUUGCCUGAUUUAGCACCACUGGGUUAUUAUUGCACCUAGUGGCCAGAAACAGGAACAACAAGCCCUAGUAGAUGUCCACUGGGACCAAGUCACACAUGCUCACUCUGUUGAUAUUCACCAGAGGAUUAGCAGACAAGACAGCUUCGCUUCGUUGGACGUGGAAGUUUAAAAAUACUCUGUGGUCACCAAGAUCAUGUUUUAUAGCAAAUAAUCAAUA